AUGACUUCUAGCAGGGUGACGGUGAGCGCUCCCCGCUCGGCCAGCGAGGCCCCCGAGGUUCCAGACAACGUGGGUGACUGGCUCCACGGUGUGUACCGCUUCGCCACGGAUAGGAACGACUUCCGGAGGAACUUGGUCCUCAAUUUGGGACUGUUUGCUGCGGGAGUUUGGCUGGCCAGGAACUUGAGUGACAUUGAUUUGAUGGCACCUCAGCCAGGGGUGUAGCCAAAUAAUGGAAAUCCUGUGUACUCAAACUUCCCAAAGACAGCUUACUGUCUGUGACCAC
This is a messenger RNA of Mesocricetus auratus (golden hamster), 286 nucleotides long. Its product is annotated as mitochondrial import receptor subunit TOM6 homolog. Bases 1 to 225 code for a protein of 74 amino acids. Lineage: Eukaryota; Metazoa; Chordata; Mammalia; Rodentia; Cricetidae. The record is from RefSeq and is a predicted model, not a curated record. Gene Ontology annotation, cellular component: mitochondrion; mitochondrial outer membrane translocase complex. The transcript has a single exon.